CAAGUAAAAUCAAGAAAACCUGUGUAGCAAGAAAAUUCCUAGUUUUCUCGAGAAAAUGACGAAGCAUUGAAGGUCAUCUACCGUUGGAAGAGAGAGAAAGCAUUAAAUAGGAUUGAAUUCAGUUGGGUUUCGAGUUAUGGCAGCUGCCAACACAUUUCUUUAAUUAUUUUUGUUUUCUCAUUUAGGAACUUUCUUCCUCUACCAACUCUCUUUCUCUCUCUCGUCUCACUUUCAACGAAUUUUGCAAUAUAAAAUUCUCCGCCCCUCUUCUUUUUCAGAAAAAGACAAUGCCACUUUCCUUUACUUUACCAGGAAAUUCUAUUGAUUUUUCUUCAAUUUUCUGUUAAGGGGACUUCUGGGUUUUGUUCAAAAUUUGGUUUUGAACAAUGGGUAACAGCUUGUUCUGUAUGUCAAAGAAAGUGACCAAAGAUGUUGGAUCCAGGAGCAAGAGAAUGGGUCGGUCUCAGAGGAAAUUGAUUGCAGAGGACGAGUCGCUGCACAGACAAGCUCUGGCUAUGGCACUUCACCAGCACCAGUUGUCUCAGAGAUUUGAGGGUUCCAUGUCUAGAAGAAUUGGGUCGACCAGCUCUCGAAGACGCAACCUCCCUGAUUCUUUUGCUAAUGGAAAACAGGUGCCUGAAAUUUUGGAGAAUAUCAACUCAAAGAAAAUCGUUCUAGUACAUGGAGAAGGGUUUGGAGCUUGGUGUUGGUACAAAACUAUUCCUCUAUUAGAGGAAGUGGGGCUUCUUCCUACUGCUUUGGACCUUACAGGAUCAGGAAUUGAUUUGUCAGAUACAAAUAGUGUCACUACAUUGGCAGAGUAUUCAAAACCACUGAUUGUUUAUUUAGAAAACCUUCCUGAGGAUGAAAAGGUUGUUUUGGUCGGUCACAGCAGUGGAGGUGCAUGCAUUGCUUAUGCAUUGGAGCAUUUUCCGCAGAAGAUCGCAAAAGCAAUUUUUCUUUGUGCUACAAUGGUGACUGAUGGUCAGAGACCUUUUGAUGUGUUUGCUGAACAGCUUGGUUCUGCUGAACGUUUCAUGCAAGAAUCACAAUUUCUGAUUUAUGGAAAUGGAAAAGACAAGCCUCCUACCGGAUUCAUGUUUGAGAAACAGCUAAUGAAAGGGCUAUAUUUCAAUCAAUCCACAACAAAGGAUGUUGCUUUGGCCAUGGUUUCAAUGAGACCUACUCCACUGGGUCCUAUGAUGGAGAAAUUGUCAUUGUCCCCUGAAAAGUAUGGAACUGGACGGCGAUUCUACAUUCAGACAUUGGAUGACCGAGCACUCUCACCAGAUGUCCAAGAAAAGCUAGUAAGGGAAAACCCACCAGAAGGAGUUUACAAGAUUAAAGGGAGUGAUCACUGUCCAUUCUUCUCCAAGCCACAGUCAUUGCACAAAAUUCUAGUGGAGAUUCUUCAAAUCCCUUAGCUUAAAUACAGAAAACAAGGAGUUAUUCUUUCUUUAUUAAUUUUUUUCCCCACAGAAGACAAGUUUUAUUACUUAGCUCAUAUCUGGACAGUCCAUUAUUGUAUGUAGAAAUCUUUGGCCAUUUUACCUGUAAUUUAUUCUUCUGCAAUAAGGGUAUAGUUUGAUAUUCUCCUGUACGUUACCAAUUAUUUGAUCACUUUUUAGUUCAAAAAUGAUAUAGUUAUAAGGAAAAUGAGUAUAUU
This is a messenger RNA of Rubroshorea leprosula, 1666 nucleotides long. The record is from the annotation of a GenBank genome assembly. Lineage: Eukaryota; Viridiplantae; Streptophyta; Magnoliopsida; Malvales; Dipterocarpaceae.